Molecule: messenger RNA, 671 nt
Organism: Saccoglossus kowalevskii
Lineage: Eukaryota; Metazoa; Hemichordata; Enteropneusta; Harrimaniidae
Product: signal recognition particle 14 kDa protein-like
Biological process (GO): SRP-dependent cotranslational protein targeting to membrane
Cellular component (GO): signal recognition particle, endoplasmic reticulum targeting
Molecular function (GO): endoplasmic reticulum signal sequence receptor activity; 7S RNA binding
Source: RefSeq, a predicted model, not a curated record
UAUACAGGAAGUAAACUGAGAUUUAGCGUAGAUCUGGUGCAAUAUGGUGUUACUCGAAAAUGAUGCGUUUCUAAAUGAGCUAACGAAGCUGUUUCAGAAGUCCAGGACGACUGGUUCUGUCUACCUAACAAUGAAAAAGUACCAUGGACAAGUGAAGCCAAAACCUAAAGCCAGUAAAUCAGAUGGAUCACAUGACCACCAAGAACAUAAAUGUUUAGUCAGAGCUACAAACGGAAAGAAAAAAAUUACUACAGUAAUUAGUUCAAAAGAUGUCAAUAAAUUUCAGAUGGCUUAUGCAACAGUUUUAAAAGCCAAUGUGGACAGUUUGAAGAAACGUGAUAAAAGUUCAAAGGGUAAAGGCAAUAAGUCAAAAGCAACUCAGUAACAAGAUAAACCUUGAUGCGUUACACCAAAGACACAGACAUUUAGGUACAUAGUGUUUCAAAAGAACAGUUCAAUGCACAAACUUUGUUUACAUUCAUUUCAUUCGGAAGACUGCAUAAAAGCUAUGUUUUUAAUUUUGAUUAUUUUUAAGUUUAAAUAAAUUUACAAAUAGUAAAUUGAAAAUCGUUAUGAAAUUUUGAUUGAUACAAGAAUCAUUUUAGCCCAGACCCGCAAAUGUCAGUUUUGUAAAUACAUCUGCAGAAUAAUAAAUAACUAGCAUAUCGGUA